Penaeus monodon (black tiger shrimp) is the source of this 608-nucleotide messenger RNA. RefSeq names its product pro-resilin-like. Lineage: Eukaryota; Metazoa; Arthropoda; Malacostraca; Decapoda; Penaeidae. Bases 6 to 488 code for a protein of 160 amino acids. Gene Ontology annotation, cellular component: extracellular matrix. The record is from RefSeq and is a predicted model, not a curated record. The transcript is spliced from 3 exons.
CAGUCAUGUCUCUCAAGGUCGUCGUCCUCGCCUGCGUGGUUGUCGUCGCUCUGUGCGACAAGGCCCCAGUCUAUGCCCCUCCAACCCCCGCCUACCACGCACCCGAACCCGCCUACAACGCUCCCAAACCUUCUUACCACGCCCCCGAACCCGCCUACCACGCCCCCAAACCUUCUUACCACGCCCCCGAACCCGCCUACCACGCCUCCGAACAGUACGAACAAGAAUACGCUGACGUAACUCCCAAGUACAACUACAACUAUGGCGUCGCCGACACUUACUCCGGCGCCAACUUCGGCCACUCGGAGUCCCGCGACGGCUACAACACCGAGGGCACCUACACCGUCGACCUCCCCGACGGCCGCAAGCAGAUCGUCAAGUACGUGGACAACGGCGACGGUUAUGUAGCUGAGGUCACCUACGAGGGCGAGGCUCAGUACCCCGAGUACAAGCCCACCUACAAGCCAGCUCCCCCCGCCCAUGCCUAAAUACGAAAGUGUUUUAGAGAAAAUGAUAUAUGGGAAUAUAUGUCAGGAACAUAUAUUCAGCUGAUUAUAUGUUUUCUCAUACAUGAAAUAAAGAUCUUAUUUUUUAUAUGUAUGUAUAAA